Messenger RNA from Bursaphelenchus okinawaensis, 1649 nucleotides. The record is from the annotation of a GenBank genome assembly. NCBI's taxonomy places the organism in Eukaryota, Metazoa, Nematoda, Chromadorea, Rhabditida, Aphelenchoididae.
AUGCAUAAAUUACAAAUUUAUACUACAAAAGGAACGUUAUUGGACACAGUAGGAUGUUUUGCAGCUAAUACCGUCAAAGAUCUGGUCGAAAAUGCCGUAACUUCAAAAAAAUUGCGCUUUGAAGAAGUCUGCAGUCUUCACAAGCUUGGGGAAGAUGGAAAAUGGAUAAAAAUUAAAUGGAAAUCAGAGGUCUCAGAUGUUCCAACUGUUUAUAAAGUUAUCAAGGAUUCGCUAAAGGUAAUUUUUUUGUUUUACAGUUUUAUUUUAAUGUUUAGUGUCGUCUGAAGCAUCGCGUUAGAGUAGUUGAUUAUGAUGGAGAAGAACUUGCAUUGAUACCCACCAAGUCUGGGACAAUUGUACGAAAUAUUGUUAACGAAAUUGUCAGCACCUUAGGAGUGAAUAUGAAGAAUGUUUUCUUUGUGGAGGUGUUUCGAAAUAAGAUUUUGCAAAACAUUCGUAUGGAUCAGAAGAUAUUGAGGGAGGAAAGGUUAGUAAUAACACUGGACUUAUUAGAAAGAGUAAGUUUCAACAUGAUUUAAUAUUUAUUAUGUUUAGGAUGUGAUUAGGAUUGAAAAUGGAGAGCCAAUCUUGCCUAAUUGUUUGACGGUAUUGAAGUUGGAUGAGAUGUUAUUGAAGUAUGAACAUGUAGGUUAAAUUUGAAUACUAAUAAGCAGUUUUUUGCCCAGUCCGGUCCGGAGCGUUUUUCACCGGUCUGGUCCGUCGAUUUUCGGAUCCGGUCCAAAUUUUAAAUUUUUGGGUCCGGUCCGCAAAAAAAAAUUUUUUUAAUUUUUAAAAAAAAGCAAGAAGCGCUAAAACCGCUUUCUUUUUGCUUAAAAACUCCUAAAAAUAUGUUUUAUUUGCAAUUUUUAAAUUAGUUUUAUUAAAAUAAAAAAAAAUUUUCUUCUGGUCCGGAGCUUUUUCUUCUGUCCGGGUCCGCAGGUUUUUGGGUCCGGUCCGCAAAAGUUUUUGUUUCGGUCCGUCCGGUCCGGCAAAACACUACUAAUAAGAUGCAGGAAAUUGGAUUUUAUUAUAACAUUCAGUGUUUUGAAGGGCAGACAAAUAGACCAUUUAAUUAUUGAAUUGGCAACUAUUUUAGAAAAAGAUAGAUAACAAUUGGACAAGGUCGGCUGCGUCUGAACUUGUACAAGCCGAAGUAGUGGCUAGGUUGAAGGCAGGAGAGCUGAUGACUGACGCUGAAAAGUUGCUAAUUUCUAAGUGUAUGGCACCUCCUCUACAACAACAUUGUAUGAAGCGAAAUGCUCCAUGGAGAAAUGAGAGUCGGCUAUAUCUGGCCAACUUGUUUCAACCGUAUCCUCAACUUCAUAUCGUAAGUAUUUUUUUAUUCAUGCACGAACUAUCCGUUUGCUUGGUUCAUCCCCACUUUUGGUGAGAAAGACGUUAGAGUAUAGGGAGGUUGCUACAGAAUUUCUUUGGGAUUGGAAUGGUCCACAAAUAGCCAGCUUAAUAUCUAGUUUUUGAUUUAAUAUGUAUCGCAGUAUUUCUUAUUUCAGCCGGACUUUGUAUCGAAUCAAGACACAAGAGUGGAGAUUAGUGUGUUCGAGCGGGUGAUGAUAAAAAAUUUAACUAUUUUUAAACGAAAGCGUCGUUCUGCCAUUCUUAGGCUUAUGAAAACCUCCACUUCAACAUAG